AUGACAACCUUCCCCACCUCCUGGACCCUUACUCCCUCCGCCCGCCUCGAGAUCUUUACCACCCAAAUCCUCCCCGCCGAACUACAACCCUAUCUACCGAGCAGCCCCCCUUCCCCAACCGCAUCUACAACCAAAGACACCACCACCACCCGUCGCUGCCCCCUCGCCAUCCUAAUAGUCGGCCAAACCGGCGCCGGCAAGACCCGCCUAGCGCCCCUCCUCCGCCGCGCCAUGACCGCCUACCACCCCUCUCACCGUCCCCCGGCCCACUUCAUAGCCGACACCUACAAGACCUACCACCCUCACUACGCCUCUUGCGUCGCCCAGUUCCCCCCGGCCCAAGCCUCCGUUCUGGCAGGGCUGGACGCCCGCCUCUGGCUGCAGAUGGCAUGCCAGCACGCCGCUGAGGCCGGCAUUGAUGUCUUGGUGGAAUCUGCAUGCAGGCAUCCAGAUGACUUUUGCAAGCUGGUUGAGAUUUUCUCAAUGGCCGGGUAUACAGUGAAAGUGGCCAUCUUGGCGGUGCCCGAGGGGGUGAGCAGGUUGGGAUGUUUGGUCCGGUAUUGGAAAAGGCUACCGGAGGCUGGGUCGAGGGGACUACCUGUGAGACUGACGCCGAAGAGGGUGCAUGAUGAGAGUUAUCAGGGGUUGGUGGAGGCGGCGAGGUUUGUGGAUGAGAGUGACGCAGUGGAUGGGGUAGUGGUCGUCAGGAGGGGGGAGGAGGUGGCAUUUUGGAAUGAGAGGGUUAGAGUGGAAGGGGAUGGGGAAGGAGUACAAGGGGAAAGAAAAGAGGAGAGGACGAGGAGGUGGAUAAGGGAACCUGCUGGGGGUGCGUUGAAAGCGUUGGAGAUUGAAAGGGCUAGGAAGCUGUCGGUGGAGGAGAGGAGGAUUGUGGAGGAGGAUGUUGAAGUUUUGAGGAAGCUGGGGGAUCCAAAGGUGGAUCGAGAGAUUGAGGAUAUUCAGACGUUAGUGGAUGGUAUUGGAGUUGGGUUUGCUGGGACAUUUCCGCCUUUGAAGCCCUUUGAUGCGGAUAAGUUUAAGAACUCACGAGUUCUAGCUCGCAAAUACCCUGACAUGGGACUAGGAGAUUGUUUUCAUCUGAACUUUGCUGGAUCCUGUUGUACACCAUCUCCUUGUCUCUCAAAAUAUCACGUAUAA
This is a messenger RNA of Neurospora tetrasperma FGSC 2508, 1155 nucleotides long. RefSeq lists its product as uncharacterized. The transcript is spliced from 3 exons. Gene Ontology annotation, molecular function: ATP binding; kinase activity. The record is from RefSeq and is a predicted model, not a curated record. Bases 1 to 1155 code for a protein of 384 amino acids. NCBI's taxonomy places the organism in Eukaryota, Fungi, Ascomycota, Sordariomycetes, Sordariales, Sordariaceae.